AUGUCUCUGGUCCGCACCAACGAUUUCGGUAUUGCAGUAACCGGGAAACAUUCCCUCACUGUGGACAUCAUGGGCUGCAGGAACGCUUACCUCUUUCUGUCCAACAUCUCGGCUAUUGACGUGCAUAGUGGUAACUACUACGAGAUACUUCUUGGCGGUAGCGGCAACGGCACAACAUCCAUCAUCAACGAUGGUUGUUUUUCCUGCAAGUCGAAGGCAAAAACAGAAAGGCGAGUCUUGGACUGCGCCUCUUUCAAGACGUUUACAGUGACGUGGAACGAGAUAGGUUCGUUGCAGGUGAGAGAAGGAACCAACAUGUCGACCAAACCACUGAUGUCCUCCAGUCACAUGACAAAGUUGAAAAUGAAUUAUUUACACCUCAUAUCACCCGGACAGAAGGUUGUGUGGAGAAUAUAUGUUGAAUGCUCAGUUUUGGGCCUCUGUCCAUCUGGAAGUUUUGGACCCGACUGUACCUCGGACUGUGGACACUGUAAAUAUGGAACUCUUUGUCACGAGCAUAAUGGACGGUGUGCAGGGUGUGAACCAGGGUGGACAGGGGAGCGCUGUGACCUACUUUGUUCAAACGGAACCUAUGGAGAUGACUGUAAGGAGUGCGGGAAGUGCCUGGGUGGGGUGUGCGAUACAGUGACGGGUGUGUGUACCGGAGGCUGUGUAUCGGGAUGGUCUGGUGAUCUGUGUCAGGAAGUUUGCCCUCCUAAUUUGUUCGGUGAGAACUGUACGUCAGCUUGCGGUCACUGUGCCUGUGGAACAUCCUGUAAUUUUACCAGUGGGGUUUGCCCACAAGGCUGUCUGCCAGGAUGGAAGGGCGACAGGUGUGACAAGGAAUGUUCUUCCGGAUUCUAUGGUCAAGGUUGUAAGCAAUGCGGUCACUGCAAACAGGGUUCAGUCUGUGACAAGGCUUGUGGGGCCUGUCCAAGGGGAUGUGCCUCGGGUUGGACGGGUGACAAAUGUAACAAACCGUGUCGUCCAGGGACAUACGGGGUUGGCUGUCAGCCAUGUGGGCACUGCCAGGAUGGCACGAGGUGUGACGCAGUUUCCGGUAACUGCCCUGUCAAGUGUGAGGUCGGUUGGACUGGUGCUAGAUGCGACCAAGCCUGCGCCGCGGGUAAAUACGGCGACCAGUGUAGAAGUAUCUGCGGCCACUGUGUCUCAGGGACAACCUGCGAUCCAAUCACAGGGGGGUGUCCCACGGGAUGCAGCCCCGGGUGGAGGAUGGACAAGUGUGACCAAGGAUGUCCGCAUGCGACUUUUGGCGAGAAGUGCACCCCCUGUGGUCAGUGUAAGGGUGGGAGAGAGUGCGACAAAGUAACAGGCGACUGUAGGGGGCAGUGCAAACCAAGCUGGACUGGCAAUAGAUGUGAUAGACACUGUGAUCCUGGAACCUACGGUGAUGGCUGCAAACUAUGUGGACAGUGUAAAAAUGGCGCCGUGUGCCACAGUCUCACCGGACAGUGUCCAUCUGGGUGCGAGAGGGGAUGGGGCGGUCCCAGGUGUGACCAAGCGACAGCUUGUCCUCGACUGUCUAACACCUCUACAACGACACCGCAGCGUGUGACCGGUGGGAGUACGACCCACGAACCCACGAUUACCUACGAUUAUAUAAACAGCACUAUUAAAAUAACAACUACAAACAAAGGAUGUGUCUGUAUGCCGCCUACCACGAGAUCCACCAACAGUGUUAAUCCUUUCACCUCGUCUUCAAAUAUCACUCGAAAAUCGUCGCAGAUACCCAUCAAGACAAAGGAAUCCAUACAGUCUGGGUACAUAUCUACAAUCGUUGUUUUGACGAUACUUGUCCCUUUCUCCAUCUUCACCACUGUUAUGUGGUGUCGUUCACGCCCACGUGGUAAACCUAUUUAUUACGACACGGCAACAUGCAACCCUUUCGAUACCCGCCCCGACAGUCAUAACAACGAUGUCUCCCAAUUCAGUUCCGAACUGUGAGAAUGUAUAACCUGGCAGACUUGUACACAAGAACAUUCAUGUGCUCCGUCCACUGAACUAACAGAGAAACUGUCACUAAUUAACCACAGCCAUCAGAGAUAGUUUAUAUCAGCCUCACUGUAAUUUGUAUACGUCACAAGGAAUCCACAAAUCAUUCAGUGUUUAUUUUCCUUUAUUUAUCGUACCCAGGAGUACGAGUUCCAGUGAUUCUAAUUGGCAGAGAGAAAACUGUUUUGAGGACAUUAUCAUUAGAAGAAGUUUGCUCACUGAGCGCUGACCUAAUUAAAUUCAAUGGUGUAACCGUUUUAACGCUGGCUUUUUCACUGUCAACACCAUUUUUAUUUUAAUAAAACGGCGAUCGUGAGCCAGUUCGCUCAGAAUAUGGAACUUUAAUAAUUUUUCUACCCGAAAAUAGUUUGUUAUAUUUUUUUGAUUGAUUUUACCACCGUCAUUUUUCAUGUUUUUAAAUCGUUUAAAUUUCAUUCCUAAUGGAAAAGCUUGAGGAUUCCCUGCUAAAUUCGGAGACUCGAAGGGAUUCCCCGUGUCAAACAUUUUGACAGGCGGUUUCAUCCCAGUUCGCUAGCCAAUUAAUGCCUGAGAUACUUGCCGAGCAAUCAGUGUAAAUAUUUUUUUGAUUGGUGCAGAUUAUAAUCCAUCAUUUUUUAAUUGAAAAAAGUGAAAUUUACGAACUUUCUUACUCUCGGCGCAUGCGCACUCCAUAUGUCUGCUGUUGCAAACUUGUGAAAACGUCAAAGUUUGUAAAUAAAUGUAUCAAUUUCUCGAUUUUAUGGGCUCUGACUUUGGGAUUGAUUGUAGAUUAUGCUAAAUGUGUAAUAUUUGUAAUUUUUGUCUUAUAAACGACACGAAGGUGUUUUUUGUGUGUCUUUUGUCCGGUAAACAUCUGACAUGCGUGGGCUAUACCAUUGCUGCUGAUGUAAGGUGUGGACGAGUUGUGUGUUUUGUGCAUUUCGUGGGCCUAUACCACAAACAGCUAGCAGUCUUGAGUAGGUUUUUUUCAUUUAUUAUUUUAGUUUGGAUCGACGUUUUGGAAAUAACAAAAACAAUAUUUUUUUUCUGUGAAUUUAAAUAAAAUUAUUUCUAAAAAUUAAAAAAAUAGCGAAAGAAAAUAUUUUUUUUAGACAAUUUUCGAUUUUUUAGCAAUUUUCCACGGUAAUUUUCAUAACCAUAGCAACCACAAACUUUAAUUAAAUUACUAUGUUGUAGACAUAUCUUACAAUUUAAGGUGGUUGUGUUUUGAAGAUUUUGACGAAAACGCGAUAUCUGAAAUUUUGUGUGAAAUUCAUGAAACUCAACCCUUAGGCUUAGGACAAAUUUUAAUACGUUGUAUGAAUUCUUUAUUUAUUAUAAAUUUCGUUAAAAACAAAUCCGGGUUUUUUUUUCUUGAUUAUUUUAGUUUGGGUCGACAUAUAGUCAAAAAAGGAAAAACGUUUUGGAAAUUUAAAAAAAUAACUAUUGUUUCUUUUAAUUUAAAUUAAAUUAUUUCAAAAAUUUAAAAAUAGGAGCGAAUUUAUUUUUUUAGAAGUAAAGUUAUUGCUGAAAACGUAGGUGCCGAUUGCCGUGACGCGAACGAUAGUGAAGUGUGUGCAAGAGUCAGGUGAACUAUAACUAAUUGUAAACUGAAAUAAACAAAAUAAAACAUGUACAGAUUAAAAUGCCCCCGUUACACAAAAAAUUAACUCCGAGUGUCAAUGUGCAGCAGUAUUGUCCUGUAGUGCACAGGUAAAUUUUGUAUGAUUUACACACCUUCUCUGUAAUGGUCUAGUCCGGCUCGGUCACAGACGGUCAGAUAACUAGUCUAUAUUUAAACGGUUGCACGUCAUAAAUGAUUUUUUAAUUUAAAAAUAGACCGCCACGCCAGCAAACUUCUUCUAAUGUCAUAUUUCUGGAUCAAUAUUUGAAGAAAUAUUUAGAACUAAGAACUAAAAUAAACAUCUUGUCGUGGAAAUGUCUUUGGGUUUGUUUGUUUA
Messenger RNA from Gigantopelta aegis, 3953 nucleotides. Its product is annotated as multiple epidermal growth factor-like domains protein 10. Lineage: Eukaryota; Metazoa; Mollusca; Gastropoda; Neomphalida; Peltospiridae. The record is from RefSeq and is a predicted model, not a curated record. The coding region runs from base 1 to 1965 and encodes 654 amino acids. The transcript is spliced from 15 exons.